Messenger RNA from Coffea eugenioides, 1235 nucleotides. Its product is annotated as alcohol dehydrogenase-like 2. The record is from RefSeq and is a predicted model, not a curated record. The transcript is spliced from 10 exons. Gene Ontology annotation, molecular function: zinc ion binding; S-(hydroxymethyl)glutathione dehydrogenase [NAD(P)+] activity. NCBI's taxonomy places the organism in Eukaryota, Viridiplantae, Streptophyta, Magnoliopsida, Gentianales, Rubiaceae. The coding region runs from base 5 to 1186 and encodes 393 amino acids. Gene Ontology annotation, cellular component: cytosol. Gene Ontology annotation, biological process: formaldehyde catabolic process.
AAUCAUGGAGGUCAAAUUCCAAGCAUGGGAUACCGCAGGGAAGCCCAUAAGAUGCAAAGCUGCAAUGGCAAGAAAAGCUGGUGAGCCCCUUGUGAUGGAAGAAGUUGAAGUAGCUCCUCCUAAGGCUUGGGAGGUUCGAAUCAAGAUUCUUUGCACAUCCCUUUGCCACAGUGAUGUAACCUUUUGGAAAACUCCUGCCGGUCCUGCUUCAUUUUUUCCAAGAAUUUUCGGUCAUGAAGCAGCAGGUGUUGUGGAGAGUGUAGGGGAGAAUGUGGAGGAAGUAAAAGGAGGUGACUUGGUUCUACCAAUAUUUCAGAGGAACUGUGGUGAAUGCAGAGAUUGCAAGUCUGAAAAGGGCAAUGCUUGUUCAAAAUUUCCAGUGCAAUUCUACGAAGGGAUGCCAAGGGAUGGAACCAGUAGGUUUACUGAUAUGAAUGGAGAAAUUGUUCAUCAUUUUUUUGGAGUUUCCAGCUUUGCUGAGUAUACAGUGGUAGACAUCAGCCAAGUUGUGAAAAUGAGCCUGGAGAUUCCCAUAGAUAAGGCCUGCCUACUUAGCUGUGGGGUUACAACCGGAGUGGGCGCGGCAUGUAAAUUUGCACAAGUGGAAGAGGGUUCUGUAGUGGCAAUUUUUGGACUUGGAGCUGUAGGACUUGCGGUUGCAGAAGGAGCAAGACUAUGCAAAGCUUCUAGAAUAAUAGGAGUCGACUUGAACCCAGAAAAAUUCGAAAUUGGGAAAAAAUUUGGAAUCACUGAUUUUGUUAAUCCGACCUCUUGUGGAGAAAAAUCAGUUAGCCAGGUAAUUCAGGAGAUGACGGAUGGAGGAGCAGAUUACUGUUUCGAGUGCAUUGGAUUAGCAUCCAUAAUGGCUGAUGCUUUCAAUAGUUCCCGGCAGGGUGGUGGGAAGACGGUGGUACUCGGGGUGGAGAUGCAUGGCUCGCCACUAAGCAUCAAUGCUUAUGAGAUCCUCAGAGGAAGAACUGUCAUGGGAUGCCUUUUUGGAGGGCUGAAACCAAAAUCAGACAUUUCAAGCUUUGCCAAGAUGUAUCUAGACCAUGAACUUAAUUUGGAUGGCUUUAUAACACAUGAAGUCAGCUUCAAAGACAUCAACCAGGCAUUUGAUCUACUCCUCCAGGGUAAAAGCCUCCGUUGCAUCAUCUGGAUGGACAACAUAAGUAAUGGAAAAUGAACAUUUCAAUAGAAGCAAGAUUUCCAAUAAUCUAACCACGAUGAUCAUG